Propithecus coquereli (Coquerel's sifaka) is the source of this 2149-nucleotide messenger RNA. It is a transcript of the gene ZNF37A, whose product is annotated as zinc finger protein 37A. The coding region runs from base 1 to 2091 and encodes 696 amino acids. Gene Ontology annotation, molecular function: DNA-binding transcription factor activity, RNA polymerase II-specific; RNA polymerase II cis-regulatory region sequence-specific DNA binding. Gene Ontology annotation, biological process: regulation of transcription by RNA polymerase II. The transcript has 5 exons. Lineage: Eukaryota; Metazoa; Chordata; Mammalia; Primates; Indriidae. The record is from RefSeq and is a predicted model, not a curated record.
AUGACAUUGGACAUUUAUCCAGAGCUGCUAGCUCUCCGUGGAUGCUGCUGGCUCUCUUCCCAGACCUACACCCUCAACACCCUGUCCAAGCCCACUCCCACUGUGGGACCAGGGUGCUCUAAGAUAAGCAACUAUUCGUACAAUCGUAGUACCCUAUUUGUUAAAUCUGGCAAUUUACCCAAGGAGCCCGAAACCUCAGAACCUUUUCGAAGGGAGCGGGCGCGAGGGUUUAUGGGAAAUGUAGUGUGCACUUUCUGGCGCGGGCCGCGGGAGCCGCUCCGGGCCUUCUGCGCAUGUGCAUCGCGCUCCGUCGGAAUUUGUUUUUAUCCUCCGACCGGGGCCUCGCGAGGAGACGGCCCGGAGCCCCGGCAGCUACCGGCAGGCGUCCCCGAGCAGGACAUGGGCGUGAGCCCCGGACAGCUGCGGCUGGGGUGGGUCGGGGACCCGGCGCGGUCGGGGGCCCAGAGAUCAGUGUCAUUCAGGGAUGUGACUGUCAGCUUCACCCGGGAGGAGUGGCAGCAUCUGGACCCUGCUCAGAGGAACCUGUACAGGGAUGUGAUGCUGGAGAACUACAGCCACCUCGUCUCGGUGGGGUAUUGCAUCCCUAAACCAGAAGUGAUCCUCAAGUUGGAGAAAGGAGAGGAGCCAUGGAUAUUAGAAGAAGAAUUCCCAAGCCAGAGCUGCCCAGAAUUAAUUAAUUCCAGUAGAAACUAUUCAAGAAAGUCCAAUGAGUUUAACAAAGGUAGAAAAUGGCUCCAUGAUGAUAAACAUGAAAGAAUUCAUUCUGAAGAGAAAUCUUAUGAAUAUAAUAAAAAUGGGAAUGGCUUCUGUCUUAAUGAAUUCCUUGUUCAGCGUCAGAAAAUCCAAAUUUUGGAGCAACCUUUUGAAUACAAUGAAUGUAGGCAAACUUUCUCUGAGAAUUCACUCUUCCUUACAUAUAAGAGAGCUUACAUGGGACAGAAAACCUGCAAAUGUACAGAAUGUGGGAAAACCUUCUGUGAUAUGUCAUCUCUCAUCACUCAUCAGCGAAAUGAAUGUGGAGAAAAUUUCUUAGAGGAAUCCAUUCUCUUUGAACAUCAGAGUGUUUACCCUUUCAGCCAGAAAUCAAAUCUCACUGCAAUGCAGAAAACCCACUCAAUUCACAAUAUAAUUGAAUAUAAUGAAUGUGAAAGCUUUUUCAGUGAAAAGUUAGCCCUUGGUGUACAACGGAUAAAACAUCCAGGAGAAAAAUCCUAUGAAUGUCACGAAUGUGGAAAAACUUUCAACCAGAAGGCAGCCCACACAAGACAUCAGAGAAAACACACAGGGAAGAAAUCCUAUGAAUGUCAGGAAUGUGGAAAAACCUUUUACAAGAAUUCAGACCUCAUUAAACAUCACAGAAUUCACACAGGAGAGAAGCCUUAUAGAUGUCAUGAAUGUGGAAAAUCCUUCAGUGAAAAGUCAACCCUCACUCAACAUUGGAGAACACACACAGGAGAGAAGCCAUAUGAGUGCCAUGAAUGUGGGAAAACCUUCUCAUUUAAGUCAGUCCUUACUGUACAUCAGAAAACACACACAGGAGAGAAGCCCUAUGACUGCCAUGAAUGUGGGAAAGCCUUUCUCAGAAAAUCUGACCUCAUUAAACAUCAAAGAACUCACACAGGGGAAAAACCUUAUGAAUGUACUGAAUGUGGGAAAUCUUUCUCCGAGAAGUCAACACUUACUAAACAUCUAAGAACUCACACGGGUGAGAAACCCUAUGAAUGUAUUCAAUGCGGAAAAUUUUUCUGCUACUACUCAGGUUUCACAGAACACCUGAGAAGACACACAGGGGAGAAACCUUUUGGAUGUAAUGAAUGUGGGAAAACCUUCCGUCAGAAGUCAGCCCUAAUUGUUCAUCAGAGAACUCACAUAAGACAGAAACCCUAUGGAUGUAAUGAAUGUGGAAAAUCAUUCUGUGUGAAGUCAAAACUCAUUGCACAUCAUAGAACACACACAGGGGAGAAACCUUAUGAAUGUAAUGUUUGUGGGAAAUUAUUCCAUGUUAAGUCAAAACUCACUGUACAUCAGAGAAGACACUUGGGGAGAAACCAUAUAAAUAAAUGUAAGUGAGGGCAAUCACUCUUAGUGAAGUCAGAACUUUGUAGAAGGGAGAACACAAUGGGUGAGA